Messenger RNA from Acipenser ruthenus (sterlet), 6466 nucleotides. It is a transcript of the gene nlrc3, whose product is annotated as NLR family, CARD domain containing 3. Gene Ontology annotation, biological process: regulation of apoptotic process; negative regulation of canonical NF-kappaB signal transduction. Gene Ontology annotation, molecular function: protein binding. Lineage: Eukaryota; Metazoa; Chordata; Actinopteri; Acipenseriformes; Acipenseridae. The coding region runs from base 1588 to 4893 and encodes 1101 amino acids. The transcript is spliced from 18 exons. Gene Ontology annotation, cellular component: cytosol. The record is from RefSeq and is a predicted model, not a curated record.
GUUGGCAGAUUGCUGCAUGUAGAGACUGCAGGUCUGUGUGUGCAUGCGUGUGUGCGCGUGGGCACUGACAUGGCUUAACAGUGGCUUUACAGGAAACCCACAGUGUGCUCAGCCGAUCUGAUAAUUGUUGAUAUUGAUAUUGCUGUUGCUAGGAUAUUGGUUAAUAGAAUCCCCAAAGACAACGCUCCCUUCUCUAGUCUCUGUGAGCUCCUUAUCAGUCCUGCAAAAAAAAAAAAUGUAAUAGUCUUGCAUGCACCAGCAGGCACACCUUUUCUGCUAUCUUCUAAUGACUCAACUUGGGCACAGGGGAAGCAGAAGUGGUUUAAUGUAAUGUGAAAAUAUUGGGUCCUGAGUGGAGUGUCUCUCACAGAUAGUCAUUCUGUAUAGUGUCCCAAACUCUCAUAAUCCUAAACCCACACAAUACGCCAUCACCAGACUCUAAAAGAAGUUGGAAUGGCCUAACUUAUCUCAAAUAAAUAAUUGGUUGACUGUUGUUGGCUAAGUUGCUUGUUGGGGGUAAAAAUCAAAUUGUGAAGGGGAUGCAUUCUCUUUGCAGCUGCUUUGAGCUCAGAGCUAGGAGUACUACUGGGUCAUUUCAACAGGAACUGGGAAGACACGCUUGCUUGUUCUUUGUUUUAAUGUAAAUCCGAUUAUUUUCUUUCUCUGUGGACCGGGGGUUGUGUGACAGCGUUCUCUCUCAUAUUGGAAAUGAGCUGUGUGACACACAGCAAGGUCUGUGCUCUCCUGCAGCAGUAAUAACUUCAAACUGAAUUGAGUUUGAGUCCCUGGCUGUUUUACUUCAUGGGUUGGCCUUUUAAAUAUUGAAAUAGAUGUGAGUUACUUACAAGCAAUCACAGGACUAUUAUAUUUGUGCACAUGUUAAUCACAAUGUGUCAUUACCAAGAAACAGGUGUGCAAUCAAUAAUUACACUCCUUCCUCCAUGCACAGGUACUUCAUACAAAACUAUAAAGGUUACUGUUAAUACUGUAAUGGGAUCCCUGCCACGUAGGAGACCUGUGUAAUGUGUUGCAAAGCUCAAUUCCUGGAAAAACCUUACAGAACUGAUUUGAAUUGAAUUACUAUAAUGCAAGUUAAUGGGCUGGGGUCCUAGGUUGUGUUUUUUUUAUAUAUAUUUUUUUUUUGGGUCACGCUCUCCAGUGAUUUUGUCCCACGCCAUGCUGUUUAAUGAUACCACUUUCUCUCCAUCUCUCACACACACACACACACACACACUCUGUCUCUUGCUCUGUCUCUCUAUCUCUCUCUCACACACACUCUCUGUCUCUCACACACACACACACUCUGUCUCUCUCUCUGUCUCUCUUUCCCCGUCUCUCUCUUUCUCUUUCUCUCUCUCUCUGUCUCUGUCUCUCUCACACACACACACACACUCUCUCUCUCUCUGUGACCCCAAAGAAAUGUUUGUAGUUAUUUUUUUUUUCAGAAAAAUGGAGAAAGGAUAAAAAAGGGAGGAGGAUUUGUGACCCAUAACUAGAAAGUACCUUUGGAAAGUGCACUCCUGUCCAGUAUCUCCUCAGACUGACCACCCCUCCCCCCCCCCCCCCACCCCCUCCCCGUACCAGCAGAUGAAGAUGAAAAUGGAAGGCGUUUGGAUUCACAGAUACCGGAAGCAGCUCGUGAGAUCGAUCUCGGGGCCCUUCCUGGAGAACAUCGUGAGUCACGUGAGGAAGCUGGAGCUCAUCAGCCGUGACGAGGCCUCGCAGAUCCAGGAGGCCGGGCUGCUCUGCGAGAAGGUGCGGAUCGUCAUCGACAUCCUGGCCGGGAAGGGAACCCUGGGCUCCGAGACCCUCCAGGCCUUCAUCGAGACCACCAACUCCCAGCUCUACCUGCUCAUCACCCUCUACGACCCGAUGGUUCAGAAACACGUGGAGGUUCUGCAGAGCCGAUACGGGACCUGGAUGGAGCAGGGGCUGCUGUCGGAGAAGCCGUCCCUGGACCGACUGAACAGCCUGCUGCUGGUGGAGGGGCUCUCGGACCUCCAGCAGAAGGAGCACGAUGUCAUGCAGAUCGAGGCCACCAAGGGCACGGUGAGGCAGAGUGCCAAGCCCAUCGCCCUGGAGAAGCUGCUGCAGCCCGUGACCAGGGUGAGCAUGCCCCCCCGCAUCCUGCUCACGGUGGGGGUGGCCGGCAUCGGGAAAAGCACACUGCUCAGGCUCUUCAUCCACCGCUGGGCGAAGGGUGAGAUCUACCCGGACGUGACCUUUGUACUUCCCUUCACCUUCUGGGAGCUGAACACUUACGAGAAGCUGUCGGCCGAGCGGCUGGUCAGAUCGGCGUUCCCCCACAUGGCAGAGUCCGGUCACGUUUUCAACGGGACGGCCCGCGUCCUCCUGAUCUUCGAUGGGUUGGAUGAGUUCAAGCCCACCCUGGAUUUCUCGGACACGAUGGCCUGUACCGACCCCAAGAAGGAGGUGCCCGUGGACAAUCUGAUCACCAAUAUAAUCCGGGGAAACCUGUUCCCGGAUGCGUCUGUCUGGCUGACCUCUCGGCCCACCGCGGCGGCUCAGAUCCCUGGGGGCCUGGUGGACAGGAUGACAGAGAUCCGAGGCUUCACCAAGGCAGAGAUCCAGGAUUUCCUGAACCAGCUUUUCCAGGACAGAGAGCUGUCCUCCCGGGUUUGGUCCCACUUGAACUCCAGCAAGGUCUUCAAUGUGAUGUGCUACAUGCCCUGCACCUGCUGGAUCGUGGGCUCCACCCUCGGCUACCUCCUCAGGAGCGGCACCCAGGAUGGACAGGGCUUGCCCAAAACCUGGACUGAGCUGUACUCUCACUUCUUUAAGAUGGUGGCGGAAGGGGAUUUGCAGAGCAAGGACAAGGAACCCCUGAAGAUUGAGCAAGCCUUCGGCAACAGCAGGAAGCUGAUGGCAAACCUGGGGAAGCUGGCCUUUUAUGGGCUGAUCAAGAGGAAGUACACUUUCUACGAGCAGGACAUGAAAGCCUAUGGGAUCGACCUGCCCUCGCUCCAGGGCAGCCUCUGCAGCCGUGUUCUUGUCAAGGAGGACUCGCCGGUCUGCACCGUCUACUACUUCGCCCACCUCACCCUGCAGGAGUACCUGGCCGCCACCUUUUACUACACGGCUGCCAAGCGGGCCAUCUUUGACCUCUUCACGGAGAACGGCAUGUCCUGGCCCAAGAUCGGCUUCCAGAACCACUUCAAGAACGCCCUGCAGAGGGCGCAGCAGUCCGAAGACGGCCAGCUGGACAUCUUUGUCCGUUUCUUGUCGGGGCUCCUUUCCCCGCAUGUGGUCAAGCCCCUCUCGGGACUCCUGCUGCUAGCCAGGGAUGAGCACAGUGGGUACCGAGGUCCUGCCAUAUCUCUCCUGCAGGGCUGCCUCAGCACGGGCUACACCGUCUCCCUCCGCGCCGUCAACGUGGUGCACUGCCUGCAGGAGCUGCAGCACAUAGAGCUGGCCCGUACCGUGGAGGAGUCGCUCCGCAACGGCAACCUGGCGGGCAAGCUCACCUCCGUCACCUGCUCGGUGCUGGCCUACCUGCUGCAGGUGUCUGAGGAGUGCGCGGAGGAGACCAACCUCUCCAACUGCCUGAACUACAGCAUCGUCAAGAGCCUGCUGCCCCAGCUCCUGUACUGUAACAACCUCAGAUUGGAAAAUAACAAUUUCAAAGAUGACGUCAUGGAUUUGCUAGGCAGCUUGCUGAGUGCCAAGGACUGUCACAUUCAGAAGAUCAGCCUCGCUGAGAAUUCCAUUGGCAACAAAGGAGCCAAAGCCAUCGGCCGGUCUCUGAUGGUGAACAGGAGCCUCACUGCACUCGACCUCCACAGCAAUAACAUCGGGCCGAAGGGAGCAAAGGCGCUGGCAGACGCAGUCAAGAUAAACCAAGGACUUGUAUCGCUCAACCUCCAGAACAACUUCAUUGGAGAAGAGGGGGCCAAGGCAGCAGCUGAGAUCCUACAGUCCAACCGCAACCUCUGCACCCUGCACCUGCAGAAGAACUCCAUCGGCCCGGAAGGAGUGAAGCGCAUUGCGGAAGCACUGAAGAACAACAGGAGCUUGAAAGAACUCAUGCUCUCCAGCAACCAGCUUGGAGACAAGGGUGCAAUUGCACUGGCGAAGGCUCUGAAACAGAACCACAGCCUCACCACUCUCGACCUCCAGAGCAACUCGAUCAGCAACAAAGGGGUGACGGCGCUCACCGAGGCUCUCAAACACAACAGGGGACUGAUCGACUUGAACCUUCGCGAGAACUCAAUCGGGGUGGAAGGUGCAAAGGCGCUCGCCAAUGCACUACUAGAAAACGGCACACUGAGAAACCUCGAUUUGACUGCUAACCUGCUGCACGACGAGGGAGCCAAGGCCAUCGCAGGAGCAGUGAAGGUGAACCGAAGCCUCACCUCCCUGCAUCUCCAGUGGAACUUCAUCAAGUCGAAAGCUGCGAAAGCCCUGGCUCAAGCACUACAGUCCAACAGCAGCCUCCAGAGUCUUGACCUGCAGGAGAACUCCAUCGGGGACGAAGGGAUGGUAGCCCUGGCAGGCGCUCUCAAGACCAACACCGCCCUCACCAUGCUCUAUCUGCAGGGAGUGUCGGCGGGUGUGAUGGGAGCCAUUGCCCUGGCAGAUGCACUGAGGGUGAACAAGACCCUGCACACUCUUGACCUGCGCGGGAAUUCCAUCGGGAUGGAAGGAGCCAAAGCAAUGUCCAACGCACUAAAAAUAAAUGGCACACUCAGGUCUCUAAAUCUUCAGGAGAACUCACUGGGGAUGGAUGGAGCCAUAUUUAUUGCUAAAGCCCUCACUGGAGACCAUCGUCUCACCUAUAUAAAUCUUCAAGGUAACUCGAUUGGAGAGUCUGGGGCGAAGAUGAUUUCUGAUGCCAUCAAAACAAAGUCGCCCAGCUGCGUGGUGAAGAUCUGAACCGGGCUGGACGACCUGCGUGGCAUCGGUUAGGAGGUGCGAUGGCGUUCUGUCCGGGGAUCCCUCAGACUAGGUUAAGUCUUAUCUGCUGGCUGAUUCGGUUGGGGUACCUUGAAUCAGUUCUGCUUGGAAUCAGCUCAGGGAAAGCAUGGAAAGGAUGGGACCCUCAUAGCCAUAGACCCUGGGUGGAGGUGUAUGUUGAUGGGGAGUCCGAAUGCUGCACAAGCCUGCUCUGAGAAUAGACUGAGAACUUCAGUUCCCAAGUUUUCUGACUUUUAUCAUUUUUUAACUUCCCUCCACGUACACAGAAGCACCUUUAAGGCACUGAAAGCAACUUGGCAGACCCGGUUCACUGUCCAGGCGAUAGACCAGCCCCCUCUGGAAUGACUGCUAUAUAGCCUCAGGCUGCCCCGUUAUGAGAUACCUUCCAACACUUUGUAGCCCCUCUGCCUGUGUGGGACAGAGAGCAGCAGAGGACGGAGAAGCUCAUUCUGCGCACACAUACAGAAAAACUCCAGCAAGCGCCAUUAUCAUUCAGACAGAAGUCCCUGCGCAAGUCACAGAGCUCAGUCUGUAACCCGUAUCAGCGCAACCACAACAGAAGCAAUUCUGGGGAGUUCAAUGGUUCACCAUCUGCCUAGUUUUUUGAAUGUAGGUCAGAUAGAUGUUUGAUUGGUUGUUUAUUGUUAUUUUAUUCAUUUUCUAAAUGUCUCAGUGUAGAUGACCUUGUAAAUGGAUGUCACUGUAAAUGAGUGGACUGAAAAAUAUAUAUAUAAAUAGACAUUGCCUGGUGUUUAUUCAUCCAGGUAGCAUUCCACUGCUUCUAUUGAAAGCAUACAAAUACCAGACACAAUCUUCUGGAACGUCAAUCAGUUACUCGUAAGUAAUACAGAAUCACACUGUGUAUUCACCAACACACAAGGCUCUUUGCAUUCCAGCUUCCUUCAUGCAUGUUAAAACCGGCCUUUUAUUCAGUGCAGUAAAAUUAACUUUUCUUGUUAAAUCGAUUGGGGGGGAAACUAUUGUUUGGUUCAAGUGAAACUAAUAAUGGCACAAUGUACCAUCAUGCUGUCAAACGUUAGAUACCAUAAUAACAUGAAAAAAUAUCUCUUUUAGUGGCCGGUGGGGCAUUUUCCCCCUGGAUUGUCAAAUACAUUUACUCUGAUUUCUUUCAGUAUUACUAAAUAUCUUACCAUUGAGUAUUUUCUAGUUAUUAAUGCGGUCACUUUUACAUUUUAUGUACUGGUGUAUUGAAUAAAAAAUGUGUUUCAAUUGGGCAUUAAACAUGGUUUCACAUUGUAUUGUAUAAUGCUAUUCAGCAAGGCAGUGUGUCUGCCUCCGACUAUUAAUUUGGCAGGAAGUCCGGGCUGGUGCAUCUCUCCCGUUUCUUAACGGGAGCUUGCAUUUUUUUUUUCUUUAAAAAGAGAUGCGCUCUUUGUACAUGUGUGUUAAAUUUAUAUAUAUAUAUAUAUAUAUAAACAGUAAAGUACAAAAUAUAUUAUUUGUAAUAAUCAGUGUUAUGUAAAAGCAAAUGUUAUAGUUAGCAUUUUAAAAAAUAAAAAUAAAGGAUACA